This is a messenger RNA of Anopheles aquasalis, 1493 nucleotides long. RefSeq names its product zinc finger protein 782. Gene Ontology annotation, biological process: regulation of transcription by RNA polymerase II. The record is from RefSeq and is a predicted model, not a curated record. Gene Ontology annotation, cellular component: nucleus. Lineage: Eukaryota; Metazoa; Arthropoda; Insecta; Diptera; Culicidae.
CGCAAAUUUUGUGGCGCAAAAAUGGCUUUUUCCACCGAUUCGCAGUCGGAAAAUUCCGAACCAGAGCUGAAAACGGCAAAAGUGAAAGCCGCAGACGAACCCCAGCCGGCGGAGAAGGCCAAAUCGCAACAGUACAAGUGUGAGUUUUGUGCCGAGUGUUUCCGGCGAAAGGACACCCACGACCGGCAUCGAUUUACGCACACCGGGGUGUACGAGUACGGCUGCAGCGAGCCGGGGUGCACCAAACAGUACACCAAUCGGUCCCACCUGAAGCGACACAUCCGGGCGAACCACACGAGACCGCUGGCGGUGCUGACGCGCAGCACCGUCGAAUGUGAGGACCCAUCGUGUACGCUCAAGUUCCACACCAAACUGGCCAUGAAGCGGCACUACCAAACGAAGCACGUACUGGGCAAACCGCACGCCUGCGACCAGUGCGAGGAACGGUUUUGGCGAAAGUCCCAGCUGCGCGUCCACAAGUUCAAGCACACCGACCAGUAUCCGCACCGCUGCGAGCACUGCCACAAUGGGUUCGUGAAUCUGAAGUCGAUGCGCAACCAUCGCUGCAACUCGAACCUCCGGCCGUGUCCGGAUUGUUCCAAGGAGUUCAAGCUGUGGUCCGAGUUGGUGGCCCAUCGGAGGUUGGAGCAUCCGAAUCGAUUCCGCUGCGAGCACUGUUCCAAGGUGUUCCACACGAAGCGAUGCCUGAAGGCGCACGCCCGCAGUCACGCUGAACGGACGGACGAUGAGCAAGAGGUUUUCGAGUGUCCGCAUGCCGGGUGUCCACGGUUUUACAAGCACGAACGGAAUCUGUACGCCCACGUCCGCUCGAAGCAUGAGGGAGCCAAGAAGUUCGUUUGUGAAGAGGAAGGUUGCGGCCGGGUGUUGUCUACGAGGCAGAAGCUGGAACAUCACCUCAAGCUCCACCAGUGUGCGGCAAGAUCGGUUCAGCGGGUAGUCGAGGUGGCAGAUGAGACACCAACGCAAUCGGAGCAACCUUCCGGAGUGGUCGCUGUCGAAGAAGCGCUCACUGAAGACGUCAACAAACUAGACCCAGCGGAAGCGGAUGAAACGGAAUUCAGCAGUUCAAUGCCGAAGGCCGUGUCCGGGAUGAAGGUAAAGAAGACCACGAUGCCGAAAUUGGCCGAGCAGUUUUUCGCCGAUUCUACCUCCGAAUCGGAAUCCGAGUGUGGCAGUCACGCGGUCAGCAUACUCUCCACUAACGUCCUCACCAUUCACAAACAACUGGAGGCUCUGCGCAACGAGACAUCCCGCGUUUAAGGAUAGCAGAAUGAUACGGAUCCCUGCCCGGUUAUUGCUGGUUCAAUAGUCCCUCUUCCACUCUACGCAUUUACACGAUUGCUGGCCAAUUAUGGAGUGAGAUUUCUCGCAUUGAACUGUACAUACCAAGGAACGCUGUGUACGCUUCAAGAAUUUGUUUACGCGUUUAGUUGUAUAUUUGAACUUAAAUAAAGAACUCUACUUCGCACUAA